AUGCAGUCGGGCUCCCUCUGGCGAUCAUUUGCGCUACUCCAGCGUGCUUCUGCCCGGUCAUGCAUCACUGCAGGCUCCGGGCGUCGGGCCAUCCAGACAGCCAGCUCACAAUCAAAGAUCCCCGACUUUGCCUUCGCAUUUGACAUCGAUGGCGUUCUCCUCCGGUCCUCCAAGCCCAUCCCAGGGGCAGCUGAGUCAUUGGCGCUAUUACAAGAGCAAAACAUCCCUUUCCUUCUUCUGACCAACGGCGGCGGGAAGCACGAGACGGAGAGAGUAGCCGAGAUUAGCGAGAAACUCAAUGUCCCACUGGAUGCAGAAUUGAUCGUUCAGAGUCAUUCACCCUUCGCAGAGCUGGUGCACGGAACGGAGGGCCCGGGCCCAUUGGAGAACAAAUGCGUCUUGGUAGUAGGAGGAGAAGGCGAUCGCUGUCGCCAAGUGGCACACCAGUAUGGCUUCAAGAAUGUGGUGACUCCCGGGGAUAUCUAUAUGGCGAACCCGUCCGUUUGGCCCUUUCGGUCGUUCAAGGACUACUACGAGAAGAUCUCCAAGCCAUUGCCGAAUCCGAAAGAUCCGAGCGACCCUUCAAGGGGCCUGAAAAUUGAUGCGAUCUUUGUCUUUAAUGACCCACGCGACUGGGCUUUGGACGCUCAGAUCAUUACCGAUAUCUUGCUCUCAUCGCAAGGUGUCAUUGGCACGCUGUCGGAGAAGAACGGACGGACUGAUCUUCCUAACCACGGGUACCUGCAGGACGGCCAGCCGCACCUGUACUUCUCGAAUCCUGACCUCUGGUGGGCUGCGAGCUACCAUCUGCCUCGUCUCGGCCAGGGCGGAUUCCGAGAGGCGCUAGAGGGCAUCUGGACCGCAGUGACCGGAGGUCCUGACAAGGGUGUGAAGCUCAAGAAGACUGUCAUUGGCAAGCCGUACCAAGGGACAUACGAAUUUGCAGAGCGUCAGUUGCUGCGCAACCGCGAGAGGAUGUUCGGCGCCAACGUUCAGCCACCCUUGAGAAAUGUCUACAUGAUCGGUGACAAUCCCGAGUCGGACAUCUGCGGUGCCAACAGCUACCGCAGUGGACAUGGUAGCAAGUGGCACUCCAUUCUCGUGAGGACUGGUGUCUACAGUGGAGGCGAGCCUACGUGGACCCCUACGACCAUCGUCGACAACGUUCAGAGAGCCGUUGAAUGGGGAAUCAAGACCUCUCAGUGGCGAGCGCCCGAAGAGACCCCCGCCGCUGCGGACGCCCCUGCGGAGGGCGCGGAGCCCACCAAGAGCGCCAGCAAGAGCGCCGCUAAGAAGGCCGCAAAGGAGAAGGCGAAAGCUGAGAAGGCCGCUGCUCGCGCUGCCCAGGAGAAGGCCCAGGCUGCCGCUGCCGAAGCCAACGACACUGCCAAGCACCUGUACGGCAAGCUCCCCGAGUCCGAAGAUGCCCUUCCCGCGACGAGAUUCCCCGAGAUCACCGAUGAGCACUAUGAGAAGGAGAUCACGGUGGUUGCCCGUGUGGACAACGCUCGUGUGCAGAGCGCCAAGCUGGCUUUCCUGAUGCUGAGACAGCAGGGUCAGAAGCUGCAGGCCGUUAUUGCGCUCACGGAGCCCAUCUCCAGGCAAAUGAUCAAGUUCACUGGUGGUCUCAACGUCAACUCUAUCGUCCAGGUGACCGGUACUGUUAAGAAGCCCGCUGUUCCCAUUUCCUCCGCUACCCUGAGCAACCACGAGAUUCAUAUCAGCAAGGUCUACGUCAUCUCCGAGGCCGCCCAGAUGCUUCCCAUGCAGGUCAAGGAUGCUGAGAGACCGCCCCCGGAGACGACUGAAGAAGGACCCCAGGUUGAUGCGGAGGGCGCUCCCAUUGUUACGCUGAAGACUCGUCUUGACAACCGUGUUCUCGACCUCCAAACUGAAACCAGCCAGGCUAUCACCUGGAUCUCCAGUGGUGUGGCGCAAUUGUUCACUGAGUACAUGAUCAAGAGCGGCUCGCGGUGGAUCUUCACUCCCAAGUUGGUCGGUGCCGCCACCGAGGGUGGUAGCAAUGUCUUCGAGGUCAAGUACUUCAAGAGAAACGCAUACCUCGCUCAGAGCCCUCAAUUGUACAAGCAAAUGUGUAUUGCCGGUGAUAUGGAGAGCGUCUUCGAGGUCGCUCCCGUUUUCCGUGCUGAAGACAGCAACACUCACAGACACUUGACCGAGUUCACCGGUCUCGAUUUCGAAAAGACUUUCCGCUCUCACUACCACGAGGUCUUGGAAUUCGCCGAGAACCUCCUUGUCUUCAUCCUUACCGAGAUCAAGGAGCGCUACAAGGAUCAGAUCGCCGUCAUCCAGAAGUCCUACCCCAAGGCUGGCGACUUCAAGCUGCCCAAGGAUGGCAAGGCUCUGCGUCUCAACUACAUGGACGGUGUUGCUCUGUUGAAGGAGGCUGGUGUCGACGUUUCCGAGCAGGAGCGAUUCGAGAACGACUUCACCACGGCGAUGGAGAAGCAGCUGGGCCAAAUCAUCCGUGACAAGUAUGACACCGAUUUCUACGUGCUGGACAAGUUCCCCAUGGCUGUCCGUCCAUUCUACACCAAGGCCUGCCCGCAGGAUCCCACUUUCUCCAACUCGUACGACUUCUUCAUGCGUGGUGAGGAGAUCAUGUCUGGUGCUCAGCGUAUCAACGACAUCAAGGAGCUGGAGGAGUCGAUGGUCGCUAAGGGUCUUGACCCUAAGUCGGAGGGCUUCGAGGACUACCUCGCUGCUUUCCGCCAGGGAUGUCCUCCCCACGCCGGUGGUGGUCUGGGCCUGAAUCGUAUCGUCAUGUUCUUCCUGGGCUUGCCUAACGUCCGGUUGACUUCGCUGUUCCCCCGUGAUCCCCAGCGUCUGCGCCCUUGA
Molecule: messenger RNA, 2859 nt
Organism: Aspergillus saccharolyticus JOP 1030-1
Lineage: Eukaryota; Fungi; Ascomycota; Eurotiomycetes; Eurotiales; Aspergillaceae
Gene: dps1
Product: putative aspartyl-tRNA synthetase Dps1
Exons: 5
Coding region: 1-2859 (952 amino acids)
Biological process (GO): aspartyl-tRNA aminoacylation
Cellular component (GO): cytoplasm; aminoacyl-tRNA synthetase multienzyme complex; cytosol
Molecular function (GO): aspartate-tRNA ligase activity; RNA binding; ATP binding
Source: RefSeq, a predicted model, not a curated record